ACAAGACACACAGGCCAGGUCUGCAAGGAGCCCACUCUGCUGAAGACACUGCAGGACUUCUACUUAAUUCCCAGCAGCCAUGGGUGAGAAUGCUGAUGAUCGUCAAGUCCAGGAGAGCCUGGUUCAACUGAGAUGUCACUUUACAUGGGGGCUGGUAGUCGAAGACUCUGAAAUACCUGAUUUAGAAAGCAGGGUCUUAGAGGAGAUUGAGUUCCUAGACACCAAGUUCAAUGUGGGAAUCCACAACCUUCUGGCCUAUGUGAAACACCUGCAAGGCCAGGAUGAGGAAGCCCUGCAGAGCUUGAGAGAUGCUGAAGACUUGACCCAGAGACAGCAUGCAGACAAGUCAGACAUGAGAAGCCUGGUGACCUGGGGCAACUAUGCCUGGCUGUAUUACCACAUGGGCAAGUUGGAAAAAGUCCAGAUUUACCUGGAUAAGGUAGAAAACAUUUGCCAGAAGUUUGCAAGUCCCUUCCGCUAUAGGGUGGAGUGUCCUCAGAUGGACUGUGAGGAAGGCUGGGCCUUGCUCAAGUGUGGAGGACAGUAUCAGAAACAAGCCAAGGUCUGCUUUGAAAAAGCUCUGCAAGCGGAACCUGAAAACCCUGAAUUCAGCACUGGGUUUGCCAUUGCCACCUAUCGCCAAGAUUUUGAUAAGAGUUUCAUUUCUCUAGAGCCCUUAAGGCACGCUGUCAGGCUAAAUCCAGGAGAUGCAUAUAUUAAGGUCCUUCUUGCUCUGAAACUUCAGGAUGCAGGAAAACAGGUCGAAGCAGAAGAGUACAUUUUAAAGGCUCUGCACAACACCUCCUCCCAGGUUUAUGUCUUUCGUUAUGCAUCCAAGUUCUACAGAAGAAAUGGCUGCGUGGAUAAAGCUCUUGAGCUCCUUGAAAGGGCCUUGCAGGCAACACCCUCCUCUGCCUACCUGCAUUACCAGGUGGGGCUUUGUUACAGGGCACAAGUGUUACAAAUAAAGAACUCAACAAACAUGCAGCCUAGAGGGCAGGAUAGAGAAAAAGUAGACAAAUUGGUUCAACUGGCUAUAGCUGAAUUCCAAAAGACUUUAGUGCUAAGGCCCACAUUUGAGAUGGCUUAUGUUACUCUGGCUGAAAUGUAUGCAGAAAUUGGCCAAUUCAGAAUGGCAGAGGACAAUUUUCAAAAAGUGUUAGUCAUGGAAAACAUUGCUGAUCACUUGCAGCAAGAGAUUCAUCUCCGCUAUGGCCGCUUCCUACAAUUUCACCAGAAAUCUGAAGAUAAAGCAAUCACCCAUUAUCUAAAAGGACUAAAAGUAAAAGAAAUUUCCUUUGCCAGGAGACAUGUUCUCAAGGCUUUGGAACAACUUGCUAAAAAACGUCUUAACAGGAAUGUACGUGUUGUGGAAAGCCUCAGCCUCCUUGGGCUCAUCCACAAAUUGAGAGGCGAAGUGAAUGAGGCCCUACUGUGCUAUGAGAAGGCUCUGAGGCUCACUGGUGAGCUGAACCCUAUGUUUUGAAAUACAGCUCAUUGUUACCCGUUUGAUGUACUCAUAACUAAAUAUUGCAGUGAUGUUUCCUAGUCACUGCCUCCAAAAUGGUGUAACCUGAUGAGACACAAAAUAUUUGAGGACAACAUGUCCUCUGUGGCCUGACUGUACCCACUCACUUUCUUUCUCCUGGUACCCAUGGCUGAGACAUAGCAUCCAAUCUUCUAUGACAUACCCCUACUGUAAUUGACCAAAGACAAUUCUUUCUGUCCUGGGUGCCUAUGAGUUCAUGGACCUUCCUUAUGAUUAGGCCUCUGGAAUGAGCAGCUUCCUUUAUUAGUCUGCUAGUGUCCUUCUUGUGUAGCCAGAGCCCCAAUUUUCUAUGAGCUGUAAGAGAAAACAAAAGAGUAUAGAUGAGAGUAAACCAGCAGGGGAGGAAUUCUUUACAUGCCUACAGCGUUACAGGUGAGAGUUCCAUCCCCUGUACCCCACUAUAACCAAGAUCUGCUGGUCCUUGAACACAGUCAAUAACUGAUAAUCUACCUUUUCUUGACCUGUGUGACACUAGUGUCAAAAAUAGUGAGUCUGAGCCAUUGAAACACUUUCUUGGACAUUUGUUCAUAGCUUAAUAGACAUUUGAUGUAACAAGGAAAGUCAAAAUAAGGGAAUAGCCUGUCUGGGAGGUGUGAGCACAAUAUGGCAUAAAUAACUUCCUUUAGCUUUUAGGUGAUUGUUAGAUUCAUGUGAUAUAAUCUCCUUUUUUCUGCACACCCAAAAAUAUUCCAUAAAAUCCCAAACUCUUUGAGUGUAUUUUGUUUGUGACAUUUAAAAAGAUGCCUUCUAUGUUUAUGUGGAAACAGAGAGCUUCAGAUGAAGUUUAUGCAGAACUAGCAGCCCUUUAACAGAGGAAGCUGUGUGUACACAAACACUAUCAUAUUUUUUAAAAAAUAUGGUGGGCAAUUGUGUCUAAACACAAUGGAAUUGGGCAGUUGGUUGAUUGAUGUCACUCUCCUCCCUGAAAGCGGGGAUUGCCCAUUGUUGAGCAAGAGUGGUAGGAAUGGGUUGGGUUGAGUCAAUUGCAUUACACUUCAAAACAUGCUAGUGACACUGUUUUCACCUGUGUUGAUGCUAAAUGAAGAACAGAUUUGUCAAGCAGAAUAAACUUCUGGGGCAGGAUUACUGUUUUUCUGAGUUCAAAAAAAACAUUACAACUCUUGGUCUCGUGUGGCCUCGCCUUCAAUUCUAUACCAGUGACUGCUUCAGACACACUUGCAUGG
Messenger RNA from Castor canadensis (American beaver), 2733 nucleotides. RefSeq names its product interferon-induced protein with tetratricopeptide repeats 1B-like. Gene Ontology annotation, cellular component: cytosol. Gene Ontology annotation, biological process: defense response to virus. Gene Ontology annotation, molecular function: RNA binding; protein binding. NCBI's taxonomy places the organism in Eukaryota, Metazoa, Chordata, Mammalia, Rodentia, Castoridae. The record is from RefSeq and is a predicted model, not a curated record.